Messenger RNA from Dromaius novaehollandiae (emu), 2435 nucleotides. It is a transcript of the gene SERPINB5, whose product is annotated as serpin family B member 5. The record is from RefSeq and is a predicted model, not a curated record. Bases 168 to 1301 code for a protein of 377 amino acids. The transcript has 7 exons. NCBI's taxonomy places the organism in Eukaryota, Metazoa, Chordata, Aves, Casuariiformes, Dromaiidae. Gene Ontology annotation, molecular function: serine-type endopeptidase inhibitor activity. Gene Ontology annotation, biological process: negative regulation of endopeptidase activity.
UGAGAGAGAGCAUGUGUGUACAAACUGAGAUUGGGAAAGUGGGAGUGGUGUCAAUGAGCAAGCGAGCUAACAGAUUCUUCUGCUCGGCAAAGUUUCACCACAAGUAGCUAGUUCUUCGUGCUGUGCCGAUUUCAUUGAUUCGUUUGCCAGUCUUAUAGCCUUCAAAGAUGACGAUGGACGCUCUGCAACUAGCAAACACUGCCUUUGCAGUUGAUAUGUUCAAAAAACUCUGUGAGAAGGACAAAACAGCCAAUAUCAUUUUUGCUCCACUGUGUACCUCAACUUCUCUGGCUCUGGCAUAUAAAGCAACAAAAGGCGACACUGCAAACCAGAUGAAACAGGUACUCCAUUUACAAGAUGUCAAAGAUGUUUCUUUCGGGUUCCAAACAGUAACUUCAGAUGUUUCCAGACUCAGCUGUUUCUUUGCACUGAAAAUGGUCAAACGGCUCUUUGUAGAAAAGUCUCUUAAUCCUACAACAGACUUUGUCAACUCCACAAAGAGGCCUUUUCCAUCUGAACUGGAAUUAGUGGAGUUCAAAGAAAAAACUGAGGAGACCCGACAGAAGAUCAACAAGUCUCUUUCAGAGCUAACUGAUGGUAAAAUGGAGAAUAUUUUGAAUGAGGACAGUGUAAAUGAGCAGACUCAGAUCCUCCUAGUUAAUGCAGCUUAUUUUGUCACAAACUGGAUGAAGAAGUUCCCAGAGGCAGAGAUCAAAGAAUGUCCUUUUAAAGUUAACAAGACUGAAACUAAACCAGUGCAAAUGAUGAAUCUUGAAGCUACUUUUUGCCUGGGCUAUGUAAAAGAAUUAAAAGUUGCGAUCCUUGAGCUUCCAUGCCUUAACAAACAUAUAAGCAUGCUCAUUCUGCUGCCCAAAGAGAUUGAAGAUGAGACCACUGGCUUGGAACAGCUGGAAAAAGCACUUACACCUGAGACAUUGUUACAGUGGACCAAUCCCAGCACGAUGGCCAACACCAAAGUGAAUGUGUUUCUUCCAAAGUUUAACAUUGAAGGUGACUAUGACCUGAAGCCACUUCUGGAAAGCCUGGGGAUGACAAACGUCUUUAAUGAGAGUGCAUCAGAUUUUUCUGAAAUGUGUGAGACUAAAGGUGUAGUUUUGUCAAAGAUCAUCCAUAAAGUCUCUGUGGCAGUAAAUGAACAAGGUGGUGAGUCCCGAGAGGUACCAGGAUACCGGAUUCUGCAACACAAAGAUGAAUUUAAAGCUGACCAUCCAUUUAUCUUCUUAUUUAGGCACAACAAAACUCGCAACGUGAUUCUUUCAGGCAGAUUCUGUUCUCCUUAAGUGGGGCAUAUUAAUUAUGAAAAAGCACAAUUACAUCUAUGGUGAUGCACUUUCCUGUAAAGCCUGGCAUCCUAUCACCUUUGAAAGGAAAUCUGAGAUGUUCAUAUAUCAGCCAUGUAACACAAUGUACUCUACAUAUGCAGCAGAACUAGUUUGUCUCCUUUUGUUUCACUCCCUUAAGCUGAAGGAUUCCCACUAUGGAGAACACAUCGUAUUUUACCAGGAGGUAUCCCACUCCCAGCAACAAGUAAAUUUUGUUCCUCUAUGACUCUUCCUCUCCUCUUCCCCUAAAGCAGAGUGAACUGAGAGCCUGUUUUUGAUAGACUGGGAACUUGUAAGGACUCUGGGAGGAAGAGCCGUAGGAAGAGCGACAUCCCCGUUCCAUAGCCAAACCACUCUACCUCGUGACCCACAUUCUAUGGAUUCCUACUGCCUAAAGGGGAAACGUGGACAUGUGGUGUUAUAGCCCUCCCCUUGUGCCUGGCUACAAUCUGGCAGUCCGGGGUGGUUAAAGGACCCCUGUUAAUGCACAAGGAAACAGCACUCAAGUUCUGCAGUGCCGCUAAGCAGUUCAGGGUAGAAUCAGAAUCUAGCUAUCUGUGAAACAGCAGCUGCAUUGAGACCUGUGGAUGCAAGAGGCAAGAGUAGCCACUGCCUUAAUGUACAGCCAUAUCGCUCCUCUGUGUGAGCUACAACAGUUCAUAGGUUGGAGGGUCUGAUUCCUCUGUGGGAUUUUUUCACGCAUUCCUGUUCAAACGUCGAAGAGGGGACCAGUUCACUGCAGCUAAGAGGAGUCCUGUUGUAUUUAUCCUGCGAAAAAGAAGGUUAUGCAAUUCUAGGGUAGGAAUCAGUUAGCAUAAUACUAGAAGUGCAACACUUUUCAGGCACAGGUUGUCUGUCAUUUCUAAUUUUGGUUUGGGCCUUAAGGAGGCUCCAUACAAUUACUUAAUGCCUGAGGUAUGAGAAAGAAAUAAGGACUUCAAUUUGAGUGGGAUUAACGUUGUAAUUACCAGUCUCCAAAUUCCAUAUGCCAUCAUGGUAAUUAGAUUUCAUUUCUAUCUAAAGACUGCCUGCUGCAUAUGUUCAGUACUGGUUUACCUAAUUACUGUCCAGAAUAAAGCACUAUAAAACCUG